Messenger RNA from Bactrocera latifrons, 1476 nucleotides. RefSeq lists its product as uncharacterized. The record is from RefSeq and is a predicted model, not a curated record. The transcript is spliced from 4 exons. The coding region runs from base 156 to 1421 and encodes 421 amino acids. NCBI's taxonomy places the organism in Eukaryota, Metazoa, Arthropoda, Insecta, Diptera, Tephritidae.
GACGCGACGACGACGUGAACAUGCUUGUGAACUUUUUCUGAUACAAGCGCAGAGUAUACAAGUUAGUUUCACGGUACUCGUUGGUUUUGAUUGCCAUUCAGAGACUGCGAGCGCUUCAGUAUCGUCGCACAAUAGCUUUUGCAAAAGUGAUAAAAAUGAGUCCGACGACAUCAACGCUCACGCGUGUUGAUAAGCCAAAUGAGCUCUUUUCACGCUCCGAAGUCGAGCAAAUAUUAAGCAAUAUAAUGAACUCAAAUGUAGCGGCUUCGUUGUUGGAAUAUAAUGUGUCGCCAGAAUGUGGACCAACUGGUUACUUAGGCGAAUAUUUUCAUUUGGAAUUAAAAUACAAAUUUCUAGAGUUAAAUGAUGCAAUUCAAACAACGCGUGUGUUCGUUAAAUCCUUGCCUUAUCAAAAUCCUAAGAUGACAGCAUUUAUUGAAGCUUGUGGCAUGCUUACCAAAGAGGCAGCGAUCUACGAGCAACUCUUAAAUGAGUUAAGAAAAUUGACACCGUCGGUCUGGUGCGCUCAGUGCUACUUUACCCGCAGAGAUCUGUUUGUCAUGCAAAAUAUUGUCGAUAUGGGUUAUGAGCCACUGUUGGACCCCGCGGAAUUUCUCACACAAGCACAGAUGGACGUGCUAUUGAAAAGCUUAGCCAUCAUGCAUGCUUAUAGUAUCACAUACGAAACGCGAAAUCAAGUCAAUAUCGGAGAGCAGCUACACGAUGUGCUCAGAGAGAUGACAGUUACACCAGAUGUGGUUUUUUAUACCGCGGGAGUGAGGGCCAUCUUAGCUGUUGCCCGCGUCCAUCCCGUUUACCAAAGCGAGACGUUGCAGAAGUUUAUUGCCGAAGAGCUGCCGCUACACAUGGACAGCGUAUACGAAAUGGUAAAUCCAUCCAAGAAAUAUCGGAAUGUUUUUUGCCAUCGCGAUCUCUGGGGUGGCAAUUUCUUUUUUAAUAAAUCGAAACCCGCUACAGAACCGGUCGUGCUCGUAGAUUACCAACUGGCGCGCUAUAGUGCACCUGCGAUCGAUGUGCUCAUGGCCGUGUAUAUGAAUAUAACACCACAACAACGAAAAACGAUGAAAGACUGGUGCUAUGAUAGCUACUAUAAUUACUUCGCUGAGGAGCUAAAGCAACAGGGUCUAACGGCAGCGGAGCAAAUUAGUCGGAGCGAACUUGAGCAGUCGCUGAAAGAGUUGGAGCUCUUUGGCGCACUAUACAACUGCAUAUCAGCGACGAUACUGCGAGUACCGGGAGAUUACUUAAAAGAUUUGAAGUUGAAUCAUCCGGACGCUUUCCAUCGCUAUACAAAUGUAGAUCGAGUGGCAGAGGUGCUUGAGCUGCUUAAAAUCGAUAAGGCAUUCCGAGAUUAUAUUUUUGAGUGUGUUGAUGAAAUGAUACGUUUGUUGUUGCUGUAGCAAGUGAUGUAAAUAAGAAUAUAUGUAAUAUCAUAAAUUUAAUAAAAAUUAAAAA